AUGUUCGCCCGCACAGCUCUCGCUCGUCUGAGAGCUAGGGUACCAAGCGCCGCCGCACGCGACGUCGCGCAGCUCUCGCGCAAGCUCCGCACCGUCGUCGCGACCUCGGUCUCCAACACCACCGUUAACAAUGCCUCCGCCGCGGCUCCUUUGACCUUCGCUCAAUUCCAGCGCAUCCGCGGCUACGCGACCGCGACCAAGACUCGCGCCUCGACGGCGGCGAAGAAGGCGCCCGCCAAGAAGACGACUGCCACCAAGAAGACCGCUGCGGCUAAGAAGACGACCGCGACAAAGAAGAAGACCGCCGCCAAACCCAAGAAGAAGGCUGUCGCCAAGCCCAAGAAGAAGAAGGAAUUGACGGAGUUCCAGAUUGAGAGGCUCGAGAAGCGCAAGCUGCGCGACGCGGAGCAGAAGAAAAAGGAUCAUCUCAAGGAAUUGAAGGCGACGGCACUUCAGGAGCCCAAGCAGAAGGCCGCGUCGCCCUUUCAGAUCCUGUUGGUUGAGACCAUCCAGAAAGAGCUUACGGGGACGAAGGGCGCGGGCCGCAUUGGAGAAAUUGCAAAGGCCGUGUCCCAGAAGUACAAGAACCUCAGUCCGUCGGAACUUGAGCGCCUCAACCGCGCUGCCAAUGAGGCCGCAGAGGAAAACAAGAAGGCCUACAAGAAGUGGGUUGAGAGCUACACUCCGAUGCAGAUCCGGGAAGCGAACAACGCGCGUCGCCAGCUGAAGGCGAAGCUGGUCAGUUACAGCAAGGGCCAGAUUCAGGAUGACCGUGCCGUCGCGCCGCCGGCUUCCGCGUACAUCCUCUUCUUCAAGGAGCGCUACGCGACCGGCGAGUUUCAGAACAUGAGUACCAUUGAAGCAGCCAAGCUGGUUGGCGCGGAGUGGAAGGCUCUUAGCGCUUCUGGCAAAGAGAAAUACGAGAACAUGGCUGCCGAAGAGAGGCAACGCUACGCCCGCAAGUACAAGAGCGUCUAUGGUGUCGAGCCUGGCUUCCAGAAGAAGGCCACUGCUACCGCUUAG
Messenger RNA from Lasiodiplodia theobromae, 1023 nucleotides. RefSeq names its product Hmg box protein. NCBI's taxonomy places the organism in Eukaryota, Fungi, Ascomycota, Dothideomycetes, Botryosphaeriales, Botryosphaeriaceae. The record is from RefSeq and is a predicted model, not a curated record. The coding region runs from base 1 to 1023 and encodes 340 amino acids. The transcript is spliced from 3 exons.